Molecule: messenger RNA, 1412 nt
Organism: Myripristis murdjan (pinecone soldierfish)
Lineage: Eukaryota; Metazoa; Chordata; Actinopteri; Holocentriformes; Holocentridae
Product: perilipin-2-like
Exons: 8
Coding region: 119-1303 (394 amino acids)
Biological process (GO): positive regulation of triglyceride storage; lipid storage
Cellular component (GO): cytosol; lipid droplet
Source: RefSeq, a predicted model, not a curated record
AUAUUGCCUACGUCAUUAGCGGGCAGGUGAGGACAGGUGAGCAGCCGCUCUGAUCUAACCUACCUGAUCACGCUAUGCAAGAGUUUUUUCCGCAGGACUGCGACCCUCACGUUGUCCCAUGAACCACCAUUUUGCAAGAGCGAGAAACAUGCCGAUGAAUAACAACCAGAGGAAUGGGAGUGCAGUGGUCAGACUGGCCAAGCUGCCCGUGGUCCGCUCAGCAUGUGCGGUUCUCUCGGUCUUGUACCGUGACACCAAGUGCAGUCACCCGAGCCUGCAGUCCGUGUGCGACGUGCUGGAGACGGGGGUGACAGCUAUAGGCUCCGUGGCCUAUGGCCGCGUUUCACCUGUCAUUAUUAAACUGGAGCCCCAAAUUUCCGUUGCGAAUGAUGUGGCAUGUAAAGGUCUGGACUGGCUGGAGGCAACAUUCCCAGUGCUUCAGAAACCCACAGAGCAGAUCGCUGCCAGUGCCAAGAACAAGAUGCUGGAGGUGAAGGAUAUGGCGAGCAUCGCAGGCAACGGGACUGUGGACUGUGUGCAGCACACUAUCUCAUGGAUGACUGGGAGGAAACAACAGGUGACAGAUACUGUCAGGAAAAUGGCUAAUGAUGACAGGACUGACCAGUCACUGGUGAAGACGGCCAUCAGUGUGGCCAGUGUGGGACUGGACUCUGCUCUUAGCAUGUCUGAGGCCCUGAUAGACCAAGUGCUUCCCCCCUCUGAGGAAGAUGAAGAAGAGGAAUCCAAGAUGGUGAGGGGCUUUGAGGCUGCCAAAAUGAGAACCAUUUACCCCGUGCGACUGGUUUCACUCACUGUCAAACUGUAUAGAAGAAUCUACCACAAUGUUGGAGCCAAGAUGCACACUGUACAUGUCUGGAGUCAGCACACCUUUGAUUUGGACAAGCUUGCUUUAAUGGUGGAGUGGAACGACUGUCACAUUCAUGUUAAACAGCAGGAGGAGGUCAUGGAGAGGUGCUGCUCCUCAGGUCUGGUUCAGCACCUUCAGACUAGUUGGCUGAGUGUGACCGGGAGCCUCCAUGUCGUGCCCCAGCACCUGCAGCAUCAGGCUGUGUGUGUGCUCUCCUUUGUGUCACAGAUGUACAACCUAAGCUGCCCUGCAUCCCAACAAAACCUGCCCAGUCAAAUCCGAGCUUCCCUGAAUGCUGCACUGGCAUACUUGCCCCACAGCUCGUUCCCUGUCCAGCCACAGGCUAUGUCCAAUGGCCAGAGGAGGAGGAGGAGGCCGCCCAAGACAUCUGUUUUUGAUAAUGGGUGUAGUGCUAGGGGUUAUACAUAUCGUUAGUGAUGACCAUGGUAAUUUUCAUUUAUCUACAGGCUUGUUAGCUGAUCCUGUUGACUUGGAAUUUGCUGCAGACUAUUAUUGGUCUAUAAUAAAGUAAGCUGUGUGAAGA